UGUAUUGUUGAUAUAUUAUGGUGGCUAAGCGAUCAUACUUUCGAAAGGAGUUCCGGACAAGGCUUAUGCUGAUGUGAUCUAAAAUUAGCUUCCUUUCUACGCCGCUCAAGUGCUGGAGAUGAUGGUAACACAAAUGGGUGAGAAUAUGAGCAGAUUCUUGUAAUCAGCCGUUGUGUUGCACUGUUGCACUUUACAUAUUCAAUUAUACAAUUACCGUAGUCAUAGAAGCUCAGUAAGCAAGUGAGAAACCAGCAUUAUAAUAACGAUGCGGGGCAAACAGACGCUCUUGCACAUUUGCCCCGAUUUCCUUCAAUUCUCCACUUCUGUUCCACUCUAUUCCAAACCUGAUCCACCAUCAAUCCCGCCUAGUAAAAAUGGCUGCGAACAUCAAUACGAUUCUAAUCAUCGGAGCGACAUCCGGCAUAGGUGAACAGUUUGCUAGGCGCUUUCAUGCCUCGGGAAAGAAAGUGAUCGUCACGGGUCGCAGAGCCGGCAGACUCUCUGUUUUAAAAGAGGAGCUCUCGGGGAUCGAGACAGUUCAGGUAUACGUGCCCUGCAUUAGAAAGUCCCGCUCUUGCUAUUUUCGCCACUUUCUUCAGUUAAACCUAGGAAAGAAUUACGCGGCUGACAUGACACUACACAGUGGGAUAUCACGGACUUUAAAGAACUGCCCGGCCAAGUCGCAAAUAUUCUAAAAUCACACCCUACCCUAGACACAGUUUUCAUCAAUGCAGGCAUCCAAAAGUCAUCGUCUCUCAUAGACCCAUCCACUAGCACCCCCGCAGACGUUAUCAACGAAAUCAACUCGAACCUCACAGCCCCCGUUCUCUUGACGCAGCUUUUCGUUCCCCACCUUAUCUCCCUUGCCUCCGCAGGCAAAUACGCAAAUCUAUUGAUCACAAGUUCAUCCCUCGCCUUUUUUCCUAUGGCAUUUUAUCCAGUCUACUGCCCUACCAAAGCAGCUAUUCACUCUUUCCUCGUGAUUCUCCGCCAACAAAUCAGUUUUACACCUGAGACCACACAGAAAUAUUUCAGCGUCGUUGAGAUUGUACCACCAUAUACAGACACUGGCUUGGACAGCGAGCAUCGAGACUUGGUGAAUCAGAUGCAAGGCGGUGCUGAAAAAGCCUUCAAGCCUAUGCCGCUGGAUGAGUACAUAGGGAAGGCUUUCGAGAGCUUGAAUGAGGUUGAUGAAGGAGGAAAAUUGAAGAAAGAGGUUGGUGUUGCGUUUGGCCAAAUGGGAAUUGAUACUUGGAGAGGCAGCUUUGGUCAGGCUUUGGAGGGUAUGGGCCUUAAGUGUUAAUUAAAAAGCAAUUUUGUUUUUCAAGCUUGUCGUACCGAUAAUCUUUAGUGCGUAGCCUUUUAGUCUCAAUUAUUUCAAUGUAAUACUUUCACAUGCAAGCUUUCAAUCCUUUUGUCCGAGAAAUUUCAGGUCAUCAUUGCAUAUAUCUAUGAGUAUAAGAAUUUUAUU
Sclerotinia trifoliorum is the source of this 1471-nucleotide messenger RNA. The record is from the annotation of a GenBank genome assembly. NCBI's taxonomy places the organism in Eukaryota, Fungi, Ascomycota, Leotiomycetes, Helotiales, Sclerotiniaceae.